GCAGAGUUCAGCUCAGUCGAAGCAGGAGCAAGGAGAGGGCAGAAAGCGGAGAGAUCGGUCUCGGCUUUAUUAUGCUCAAUUUGAUCAAUAAUUGCCAAUAUAACCGGUCGGACCCAUGGUGAAGAGAAAGAAGACAUCGCCCACGACCGAAGAGCACGAAAAUUGCAUGACACCGGGCUCCAGGGAGGGGAUCGGUGUCGAUGGGAGGAGGAAUCCGUCCAGAAAGCCCGAAGGUUGCGACGAGGAGGAGAGCGGAGAGCAGGCGAGCGAGGAGCGCAGUACAAAGGGAGACGACGGAGUGGAAAUUCUUAAUCCAUCAGCCGCGGGUCUCAGCCCCGGUUCAGCCCCGGUUCUCCCCGUGUCUCCGCCGAGCCGAACCGGGCUCGGCUCGACCGAGCAGCCCCACACCUCAGCGGAGACCGCCCCUCCGUGUCACGACCAGCAUCAUUUUCUCCGAUCCAGCGUUCGACCUCCGAGCAAACGGAUACGGAAGGAUUCAAUCGACUCGGCCAUCAAUGGACAUGGCGGGGCAAAAUCGAAAGGGGCAGAGAAUGGCUCUUCUAGCCAAGGGACAGUGGGACAGUCAGGGUCAUUGGCCAGCUCCACAGGGGGACUGUCAAAGGCCUCCAAGGGCCAAGGGUGUACUGAGAAGGAGGAACAAGCAGGUAACCAGAAGAGGGCCCGUCGGCAGUGGGAGUCUUGGAGCGCAGAGGAUAAAAACAGCUUUUUCGAGGGGCUCUACGAGUAUGGGAAGGAUUUUGAGGCUAUCCAGAACAACAUUGCAAUGAAGUACAAGAAAAGAGGCAAGCCAGCCAACAUGGUGAAGAACAAGGAGCAGGUCCGCCAUUUCUACUACCGCACCUGGCACAAGAUCUCCAAACACAUUGACUUUGCCAAUGUGUACUCCCGAGUGCUGAAGAAAUCUUCUCAAGAGCUGUAUGGUCUUAUCUGCUAUGCUGAGCUCCGCAAAAAAGUUGGAGGAUUAAUGGAUGAUAAGAACGUGGCAAAGCUGAACGAGCUCAUCCAGCAGGGGGCCACCACCGUGCGCUCCAAAGGGAGGAACCUACGGAUCAAAGCCCCUAUGUGCCGAGCACUGAAGAAACUUUGUGAUCCAGAUGGAGUGAGUGACGAAGAGGACCAGAAACCAGUGCGUCUACCCCUGAAGGUGGCAAUGGAACUCCAGCCACGCAGCAACCACUCCUGGGCCCGCGUUCAGAGUCUAGCGCACAACCCUCGCCUCAGGAUGGUGGUGGAGCUCCACAGGAAAGUCUCCAGCCUCAUUGAAUAUCUGAAACAGAAGUGGGCAUACCACGACCAGCGGAUUCUUAAGAGUCUCAUGGAGAGGGAGGCGCUCGAGGGCAGCCAGUGCAGCACAGCCUCUUCCAGCAAAACUCGGCAAGAGGAGCUCUUUCUUUUUCCAGCUGAGAGCAGCACAUUGACAACGCUGCCUGGUGUGGCACGUGUAGUUCACUCCAAGGCCUCCUGCACUGUACACUGGUUAGAGAGUGGCAAGAACCGGCCUAAUGCCAAGGAACUGCCUGCUGCCCAGAUCCUAGGCAUCCACACAGCUCCACCACCUCGAUCUGGCAACAAAUCUGGACGGGGAAAUACUGCUGUUGCUGGUGCUUCAGCGACUGUUUCGGGUGACACUCGUCGCACUGAACCCCUUAACUUUGAAUCGUCCUCAGACAGUUGUACAAAGGUAGAAGAGAAGAGACCACUCUCUUCUCUUUCUGUGACUGUUUCAUCUCAGCAGACUGUAGCGCUCAGAGAUGAGGGAAAUGGGACAGUAUCUUUUGAGGCAGGCAAGACCUGCUCUGUUGUGGAGGUCACUGGUGGCUUCACAGUGACCAAAAGCACGGACAAGUUGUGUAGUGGUGUCGAGAGCUCAUCGGAGCAGUGCCAGGAAGAGCAAAAUACCAGCACCUCUUCCCCAGAGGUGAACCAGGCUUCUACAGCCAAACCGCUAGUGACUGGCUCAGAGGACGGUGUGUUGCAAGGCUCUGCACCAGCAGCCAAAGAACGGACUGUUGAGCAGAUCAGAGAGGAGGGCUGGAGUGCUCGUGACGCUGAGAAUGUCACCCUGGCUGAGCUCUACCUAAUGUUUGGGAAGCCAGGCAAGCUGCAGCUGGAAUAUGAGUGGCUUCCAGCUGCAGUUUCUCCCAGCAACCAAGAAAAUGGACAAGCCAUGGUACAGCCCAAGUCCAACAGGACGAACCGAGUUUUGCGCUGCCUGCUCAAGCUGGUUGCAACUGAAGUCAAUCCUAAACCUUUGGCUCCAGAACUCUGCUCCACAGCCACAUCGCCACUUAAGACUAAUCAAGAGGAGCAAAACCAGGCAGUCACACCUCCAGGGAAGGGUCCCGUACCAGGUGUUCGCAGCCCCAGCUGUGGGCGACAGCAGGCUUCUGUCCGAGUGGCCAGGUUACACCUGCCAAACACAGGAGCCUCAGGUGGGUGCAACCUUCCACGCUCUCUGCUGGGCUCGACUGCAGACUCAGAAGGUGGAGUGUUCGCAGUUCCCACUACACUACCCCCCAACAGCUCACGUCACAACAGAAUGUUUUCCCCCAACAAGGAGGCAGAGCUUGCCUUCAGACAGCAGCUCGACUCUAUCAGUAUGCAGUCCGAUCUUUUCCUUUCUAGACAGAGAAAACCUCGCAACAGACAACUACGGAAACCACUUGUAGUUCAGCGAACGCUGCUGCCCAGAACUACAGGAGACACUCCUCAGCAUGUCUGCUCCUUCUCCAUCCUCUCCAAUUCCUCUGCCACAGGAACUGGAUCUUUCCGGCCAAUCCACACUCGACUUGCUCCUUCCUCCCGCCCUCUUCUGUCCAAAACGUCCUCUGCAGCGUCCAGCUCUGCAGUGACCAGCCAGCUCUCCAGUGCCAUUGACCUGGCAGCCAAGUCUGCAGGCAUCAUCCCUGGCAGUCCCAGCCGGGAGCUAGAUUCUCCCACUGUUGACAACAGCACUCUGCUCACCACCACACCCAUUGUUGAUGCUGAACCAGACCCCCAACUCAUCCAGGAAAAUGCCCCAGAGAACGGUCGGCCUCCUCCGUCUCCUGGAGUGACUGGUGGUGGAGACUCGCUCCUGUCUCCGCCCAGCGUCGUCUCGCUCCUUGACAUCUCUCUCCCAGGUCCCCCUGAAGAGGCUCUUGCCCCUGGAGAACCUCAGACACACAUUAGUGACUCCAUUAUAGAGCUUGCCAUCAACUCUACCCACUAUGGUGAGGAGGCUGCUCUCUCUCCAGCCAAGCUAGGCAACAGUGACAGCUCUAAACUGUUGACCUCAUCUCCGUCAGUCAGCCCGUCCAGAGGGUGGAUUCCAUCGCCCAGCCACGACCCCCAGUGGUACCCCAGUGACUCAUCUGACUCCACAUUAGGAUGCCUCCUUUCCAGCAUGGUGUCUCCUGAUAAGGGCAGGCGGACCACCCUAACCCCCUCCGGCCCCUCCAGUGGCACAGCUUUGCUUGGUCCAAGCCUCCUGGACUGCAAUUCUCACGAUUCCUUUCAAUCCCGUGGCCUUCCUGAUGUGGCAGAAAUGGACUCUCAGCUUGCGUGUAUGAUGAGCGAGAGCAGCGUGGACUACAUCGCUCGCUUCAAUGACCUGGCUCAGGAGCUGGCUGUAACCGAGCCCUCCAUCCCACCUCCCUGAGGAAGAGAGGAGCUGGCUCCACCAAGCCGCCGCCAUCUGGAGGACAAGAGCCGCCGAGUGAGUGGAGAUAUGAGAGGCUUCUCCUCUUUGUCUUUCCUUUUACUUCAGAGGGAAAGAUGACUGUGGAGGAUGACCUUCAAAGCCAUCCCAGCCCUGUUUGUAAAAGUGCAAUAAUUGAUUGAUUGAUUGAUUAUUUUUAUUUCAAAUAAACUUCUGACAUUAUCAAAAUCAGACAAUUUACAUGAGUGAUUUGAAAAGGGGAUGGAUGAAGCAACGCUUAUAAAUUCCAACCCCUCACACACCACCAGACUUCCAUAUAGGACUACAUUUUCCUGCCACACACAUAUAGACGAGACAAAAGACAGGCCCAUUACACUUCAAACCCACACCACUCCCCCCUUUGAACACUGAAACAUCUCAAUUAGAACAAUGGUGUCAAUCCUCAUUCUUUUAGGUAGAUACACAAUACAUCGACGCGGAUCCUUGAGCAUCUACUUAUGCUAAUACAUACCAACAACAUACAAUGUUAUACAAACACAUUUUGGGGAAAAAAACAAAAACGAGAGAACAGAAAAAGGAAUAAAUAUAUUCUAGUUACAAAAGCGUUUUCUGGCUGUGGUAAUCAUGGGUCACCCAUACCCAGGCCCAUACACAUUGUGAGUGUGCCUGUUUAUGAAUGUAAUGUAAUAUGUGUAUGUCAAGUGUAGGUGUAUCGGCCACAGCCAUGCAUUCUUAAGCACCUGUGCCUAGCAGUGGAGGCAUCAGUCUUCCAUCCCCUCCUGGUAUUUACUCAACACUUGUCUUUUAAAUAAUUUUUUGAACUGGACAAUAUUUUUGCACAUUUUUAUUUCUUCUGGAAGACUGUUCCAUAGCAACACCCCUUUCACUGAAAUCCACAUGGAUUUUAGGGUUGUCCUUACUUUCGGCAGAUAUAAUUGAUCAGUUCCCCUCAGUUUAUAUUUAUGAUGAGCGUCUCUAUCUUGAAAUAGAGCCUGGAUAUUACCAGGAAGGGAUUUUUUUGAUGCCUUGAACAUAAUCUGUCCAAUUUUCAAAUCGACCAAGUCGUAUAAUUUGAGAUUAGAUGAGUUAAGAAAGAGUGGAUUGGUGUGAUGAUCAUAUCUGACAUUAUGAGCAACCCUAAUAGCUCGUUUUUGCAGAGUGACUAAAGGUAAUAAAUUUGUUUUAUAACAAUUCCCCCAAACUUCUAAACCGUAAUUCAAAUAGGCCAUUAUAAAAGAAUGAUACAGGAUGGAUAAUGCAUUUGGAUUUAGUACUAAGCUACAUCUUUUCAUCACACCAAUACACUUAGCAACCUUCAUACGUACAUAACUUAUGUGAGGCUUCCAACAUAAUUUUUCAUCAAUGACUACGCCCAAAAACACAUUUUGUUGUACUCUUUCAAUAAUAGUAUUAUCAACGGUUAUUUGAAUUGGUAAAUCGUUUUUACGCGUUCCAAAUGUCAUAAGGUUUGUCUUUUUUAGGUUUAGUGACAAUUUGUUCAUAUUAAACCAUUUUUUCAGGUUAUGCAGCUCUAUAGUUAUUUCAUUCAAAAGUUUUCCCAAAUCUAUCCUUGAAAAUAACAAAUUUGUGUCAUCAGCAAAAAGUAUAAAUUUUAUGAUUUUAGAAAUUUUACAGAUGUCAUUAAUAUAAAGCAAAAACAAAGAAGUCCCUAAAAUUGAUCCUUGCAGAACACCGCACAUAAUAUUUCUACAAGUAGAUUUAUGAUGAUCGACCUGAACAAACUGCUUUCUGUUCGACAGAUAACUCUGUAACCAAUAUUGUGGCGUUCCUCUGAUACCAUAGCUAUACAGUUUCUUCAGUAGAAUUCUAUGAAUACCAGUGAACCGUGAGCUUCAUUCAAAGGAAGCUUGAAACACGAUGGUUUCACUGGACUGAACUGAACUAAUGUAAAUACCCUUUAAAAAACAAACACUUUAGAUAAAGAAAUGCGUUUACAAAACACAACCUCAUGUACAGGAAAAUACUAUGCCAUAUCUGAACAAAAUAUUUUCACCAAUCUUUUGUCUGUUUCUGCUCUGUGUGUGUGAGUGUGUGUGUCUAUGUGCUCUCAGAUCGACCCCCAAAAUGUGUAAAUCUGCCAAAAUGUGCAGUACAGAUCCCACCUGGUGGUAAACUGCUGCCGGAGUGUGAUUUUGAAAGUAAUGACAGCGAGAAAGAGGUUGGACAUGGUGAAAAUACUUGCCAUUGUUAAGUUGCAAAAGUGGAGCAUAACACAGUAGGGCAGGCAGAAGUAAAAUCUUUCCUGCUGCCCUCCAGUUCACGUGCUCUUCCUCUCUUAUCAGUUCAGGUUUUAUUGGUUGUAUUUAGCCAUGCGUGUUUGGAAUCAUUUCCUACAGCCACGUACAGAACGGCAGCUCAGUGGUUGACUCCACUUGGCAGAUAUUCUACAGAUGUGAUUCUCUGCAGUUUACUACUUUUUGAAUUUUGUGCUGCAAUCACAUUGGAAUUUGCUAGUAGAAUGAAAUUUUCAUCACUUUUAAGGGAUAGUAAUAACAACUGAGAGGGCCUUUAAGCUGAUAUUUAUUUUUCAGUCGCUGAUUGAUAAUUUCAGGUUGAUGGUACACCCAGACAUAGGAUUCUUGGUCUCCUUUUAAAUAACCCUGUCACUGCAGUUGGCAGCCCUUUGACUGUUUUUUUUUCUUCCUGAGCUACAAUAAAGAAAUUUACCUUAGCUCUCUUGCUUAUAUCUUUCAAAUAAAAGAGCUGGGUAUUAAUGUGCCAUUUAGAGACUAAAAAUGUUUUGAGCACCACUAAAAGUUACCCGUAGUGUUACACUCUGUAAGAACAGACAGUCAGAUGUAUGUCAUUAAAUCAAACACUAAAGCCAUAGUUGACUCAUUAAGUGUUGUGGUGAUUCCUUUAUUACAUCCCAAAACAUUUGACUGGUACUGGAUACUAACAGAACACUAUGGCUAAUUUCAGCUUGACUGAGUUCUAAACACCCUUUAACACCAGCUCCCUCUUUGUGAUGAAGUUAAAGGUAAAUAGAAUCUUAGAAACAUUUUUGCCUACAAUUUAACAUCCUGUUAUUAACAGGGAAUACACACUCACCAUGGGAAGCCCAGACUGAAUUGCGUUCAGACUCAUUUUAAUUAACCAGCAUCAUCAAUAUGCAGUAUUGCGAAAUCUUCUCAUCAACAUGUUUGACUGAAUCUGAGUGUAAUUUGUAGGCGAGCUCCAGUCAUUCCACAAAUUUAGAACAUUGGUUUCCUUCAAGCAACUUCGAGACUUUGAUUUUACGAUGUGAAAGCUCUUGUGAUGUUUAUUCAUUUGUGAAAGACAUCUGGAAAAUCUUCAUGUUGUCGCACUAAAUGAUUCUUAAUAAGGAAUAAAUGGUGGGUUUUGUCUUUCAAUCUGGCAAGUAUAUUUUUCCUGUUGAAGGAUUUUGUUUGUACAAAUGGCAGUUCCAGUAUUCACUGCGCUUUUGUAACAUAAUGUAAAUUGUUAUUUGAACUAUUUAUUGUUAACAUUUCUAAGAAAAAAGGUGUUUUCUGUUUAACUUAAUAUUAAGGUGGCAUCUAAAAAGGAAAACCCGUUUUAAGUUUUCAGUUUGUAAAAGGUGUUUUUAUUCUGUGUUUAAAGAUAGUUAUUAAAAAAAUGCUUGUUUCUUGUA
This is a messenger RNA of Acanthochromis polyacanthus (spiny chromis), 7295 nucleotides long. It is a transcript of the gene cramp1, whose product is annotated as cramped chromatin regulator homolog 1. Lineage: Eukaryota; Metazoa; Chordata; Actinopteri; Pomacentridae. Bases 116 to 3661 code for a protein of 1181 amino acids. Gene Ontology annotation, molecular function: chromatin binding. Gene Ontology annotation, biological process: pattern specification process. Gene Ontology annotation, cellular component: nucleus. The transcript is spliced from 20 exons. The record is from RefSeq and is a predicted model, not a curated record.